GUUUGCUGCCUGGACAGGAGAAAGGAUGGCUUCCAACACAGCAAACCCUGCCAACCACUUGCCGUACUUCUUUGGCAACAUCACGCGCGAAGAUGCCGAGGAGUAUCUGAUGCAGGCGGGAGCCAGCGACGGACUCUACCUGCUCCGCCAAAGCCGGAAUUACCUGGGGGGCUUUGCCUUGUCCUUGGCCCAUGGAAGGAAGGUCCAUCACUAUACAAUUGAGAGGGAGCUGAGUGGUUCCUAUGCUAUUGCGGGAGGCAAGUCGCACGCCAGUCCUGCUGAACUCAUUAAGUAUCACUCAGAGGAAGCUGAUGGCCUCAUCUGUCUGCUGAGGAAACCUUUCAACCGGCCACCAGGCGUUGAACCCAAAACAGGGCCCUUUGAAGAUUUGAAAGAGAACCUCAUCAGAGAAUAUGUCAAACAAACUUGGAAUUUGCAGGGGUAUGCUCUUGAACAAGCUAUCAUUAGCCAGAAGCCCCAGCUGGAGAAGCUGAUUGCCACUACAGCCCACGAAAAGAUGCCGUGGUUUCACGGGAGGAUCUCUCGGGAGGAGUCGGAACAUCGCAUCCUCAUCGGGUUGAGAAACAAUGGAAAAUUCCUUAUCCGAGAAAGAGACAGCAAUGGUUCCUAUGCCCUGUGCCUACUGAAUGAUGGAAAAGUACUGCACUACCGCAUUGACAGAGAUAAGACAGGAAAGCUCUCCAUACCAGAUGGAAAAAGAUUUGACACCCUCUGGCAGCUAGUUGAGCAUUAUUCAUACAAACCAGAUGGAUUAUUAAGGGUCCUUACCACACCUUGUCCACAACUGGGCUCAGAAAAUGAUAAUGUUGGUUUUAACACUUAUCCUUCUGCUUCUGGAACACUUCCAAAGAGCUGGGCAGGAGGUGGAAUUAUCUCAAGACUCAAAUCGUACACCUUUCCAAAGGCUGGCAGCAAAAAGCUUCAGUCAACUAUUGGACACCCACCUGAAGAAGCACCUUUUAACCCUUAUGUGCUCCAAAGGAAGAGAAGUCCUACAGAAGCAGAAAGAGGUGAUCAGAGAGAGGCCUUACCCAUGGACACCGAGGUCUAUGAAAGUCCUUAUGCUGAUCCAGAUGAAAUUAAACCAAAAAAUGUCACCCUUGACAGGAAAUUGUUAACCUUGGAGGAAGGUGAACUUGGCUCUGGCAACUUUGGUACUGUAAAGAAGGGGUUCUAUAGGAUGAAAAAGGAUAACCCAUAUAUUGUCCGAAUGAUAGGCAUAUGUGAAGCUGAGGCCUGGAUGUUAGUAAUGGAAAUGGCUGAACUUGGGCCACUGAACAGAUUUUUGCAAAAAAAUAGACAUGUCACAGAGAAGAACAUAACAGAGCUGGUGCACCAGGUUUCCAUGGGGAUGAAAUACCUGGAGGAGAAUAACUUUGUUCAUAGGGAUCUGGCUGCAAGGAAUGUGCUAUUAGUCACCCAACAUUAUGCCAAAAUUAGUGAUUUUGGACUUUCCAAAGCUCUCAGUGCUGACGAAAAUUAUUAUAAGGCACAAAGUCAUGGAAAAUGGCCAGUCAAGUGGUAUGCUCCGGAAUGCAUGAAUUUCUACAAAUUUUCCAGCAAAAGCGAUGUCUGGAGCUUUGGGGUUUUAAUGUGGGAAGCUUUCUCUUAUGGGCAAAAACCAUAUAAGGGAAUGAAAGGUGGUGAAGUUGCACAGAUGAUUGAAAGGGGAGAACGAAUGGAACGUCCUGAAGUCUGUCCAACAGAAGUCUACAGUCUAAUGAAAUUGUGCUGGACAUACAAUGUCGAUGACCGGCCAGGAUUUGUCGCGGUGGAGCUGAGGCUGCGCAACUACUACUACGACAUUUCCCACUAACAGGCCUGAGGAACAGCAGCUUCCUUGCCUCCAGCCAGCACCCUCUGAGAAGCAGUCCAAUUUCCAAAACCAAGGGACUUCGACUUCUGUACUUCCAUCUUCA
Empidonax traillii (willow flycatcher) is the source of this 1940-nucleotide messenger RNA. RefSeq names its product spleen associated tyrosine kinase (gene SYK). Gene Ontology annotation, biological process: adaptive immune response; innate immune response; positive regulation of B cell differentiation. The record is from RefSeq and is a predicted model, not a curated record. Gene Ontology annotation, molecular function: non-membrane spanning protein tyrosine kinase activity; ATP binding; signaling receptor binding. The transcript is spliced from 13 exons. NCBI's taxonomy places the organism in Eukaryota, Metazoa, Chordata, Aves, Passeriformes, Tyrannidae. Gene Ontology annotation, cellular component: extrinsic component of cytoplasmic side of plasma membrane; cytoplasm. Bases 26 to 1837 code for a protein of 603 amino acids.